Molecule: messenger RNA, 606 nt
Organism: Eimeria acervulina
Lineage: Eukaryota; Apicomplexa; Conoidasida; Eucoccidiorida; Eimeriidae
Exons: 5
Coding region: 1-606 (201 amino acids)
Source: RefSeq, a predicted model, not a curated record
AUGAAUGCUCACCGUUUCGUGUCGCGAUUGGAGAAGGAUACAGUCUCCGUUGGGGGUUUGGCUUGUGACCUGCAUACGGGCUUGCUGCCUGCUGCUCUCCUUGGAGCAGCUGGUAUUCUCAUGUGGAAUAGUCUUAUUUGCUUGCAGAGGCCGAUACAGGGCGCGAAACGCACACGCUGUAUUGACACGUUGUUAUUGGCGAUUUCCUGCGAAAUGUUGGAAAGUGGGGCGCCUGUUGUGUUGCAGCAAAAGGACACAGAAUGCUUCCCAGCUGUGCUUCGCGGCCUGCAUGCUGCCUUCCCAUGGAACCUACCGGGAGCGUACUAUCCAUUGGGAGCAGGCCGUUUGGGUACUGCGAGGUGUGGGAAUUGGAGCCGUGUAGGGAGGCAUAUGCCUAAGUUGUGGCUGAAUGCGGAACUCCGUCUACUGAGGAAGAACAUAAUCGAAGUGUGUAGCAGUAGCACUACUCUGAAGGCCUUGCUGUUUUGUCUCAAGCCUAGCGACUUGGAAAUGCACGACUGUGAAGGUGGGCACGCGCAGAUCGAACCAGCUGCCACUGUCGACUGUCUGCAUGCUGCCUUGUUUUUUCGUGUGUACAGGCGGUAA